UUUUAAUUUUUGCUCCGUGUGAGUGGUUAGCUGUAUUUAGUACGCAUUUUUAAUUUAAAUUCAAUUAAAUUUUUUAUUUACUUCAACCGCAGAAUUAUUGGCGAGUAAUAAGAAAAAAUUCACUAUAAAAUUAAUAAUACAUUUUAUAAUUAAUCGACAAUAGUCACGCUCUAGACAGACUCAAUGCAAAGAUGUCCGAAAACCAUGAUAGCCUGGGUGCAUCUGUAGCCUACAGUGAGCUGGUGGCUAUAGACCAGAAGGACAUCAUCCUGAUGAUAGACUUUGAUUCGGCGGUUUCCAUUUGCUCAGCAUGUAUCGCAAAUAAAUCCGCGAAUCCUGUGGAUGUCUUGACAUUGUGGUUCACCAAACUAUUAGGAGCAUACAUCGACGAUUCCGGGUAUUGUGUACUAGCAGCUCGGGAAAUGUGCAAGUGGUUCACGAUCGAAGCAGAAACUGGCAAUGAAGUCCACAGCGGUCAUAUAAAACUCAUGUCUGUGGCACAAGAAUUUGUAUCCACAUUCAGGGAUCGAUUGCUGGAAGCAGGCGAACGUUUGGUUCAAAUCCUUGCCUAUCUUGUCUUUACAAUUAUCGACUUCUGUUUAAUGUGCGAUAAGAGUCAUCGCCAGAUUGUUGCGGAUCUUCAACUCGAAACGCUUUCUUUAAUAAAGGAUUCUAUCAUUAAUUUGACAGAAGUCCACCCUCGCCUUGCGACCUUGAUGCAAAAGAUAAUGGAAAUCGCAGAUACCGAAGGAACACGCACUGGUGAUCUGCAGUUAUCUGUACAGACAGGCGAGACGUUGGCUCAUAUUUGCUUGCACUUCAUGACAACCUGGCAUGCUAAUCCUACAGACGAAAAACUGCCCAAUUGGCUUAGGGAAACUGUUUUUCAUCUAUGUGAUGUGGUUACCGUUCACUUGAAUAGUACUUUUGACAUCGACAAUCGUAUUGUUCCUGCGGAAAAGUUAGAGGAGCUUGUAGAUGGUAUCAGGACCUACAUUGUAUUGUUAUAUCAUAUUCUUCAAAAAGGUGUGGUGUAUGUUGAUGAUGAUGUAGCUGUUUGUCUGAUGGACUUAAUAAUGUGUGAACGAACGAGGCCAUCACAUUACUCUGACAUCGAGAAGCAACAGCUAAUUUCUGUGUUAGUACGACCACAUGUACUAGAUAUUUUAGAGCUGCUUUACAAGUUCCAAAAAUGUCAAGAAUAUUUAAUAUCCAGUGUCCUUGGUACACCAAAAUUUGACUACUUCGACGCUUGCAUGGAUUUUAUUAAUGCUGUGUCUACAGACGAUGCGGAUGUGCUCCCAUCUACUUGCCGAACAUUACAACAAACUUUUGAAUAUUUGUUUAAAGUAUUGGAUGCGUUUGGUUGUCUUUUGUAUUUAGUGGGUAACAUAGAACUACAUAGGUAUUUCUGUGCCGGCAUAUUUCAAAAGGAUUUUAUUACAUCGCAAGUGUGUGCGGAUAUUCUCAUGCUGUGCUUUCGGCUAAAAGAGGCCAACAAAUGCUGGACAGAUCAUGCCAUAAAAGAGGCUAUGGCUCACUGGCAUAAGUGCAAUAAUUCUUACGCCAUGUUUUCCACAAAUCCAAGCCAAUUGCAUGUACAACGAUUCCUUAGGUACUUCCACUGCUUGGGAAAGCAGGAACUUCCUGUCAUAAGCAUUCAAAACUUCCGGCACCUGUCUGUCGUCGCAAAAUCAGAUGGCCACGUGGGAAUGAAGAUAUUGAAGCGCUUAGAACUCAUCUCCACCUCAGCGCCCACAAAAGUUGAGUUGUACUAUGAAGUGGUUGCUCUACUGGAACUUUUGGUGCACCACGAUCAAAUCGACUGUUCCCAUUGGUUUCAGCGGACAUCGGAAAUGGCCAAUAAACUUUUAGGCAUUGACAAGAGCAUUAGCUUUGCUAAUGUUUACUUCAAACUACUAGCGCGUGCGAAUGGAUCCACCAAAUUACUUAUACUUAGGGGACUGCCUCCAAAUGCUGGAUGCACAAACUGGUAUCGCGAGAAAUUCCUCGACUCCUGCAAAGUCAGCGAUGACGCCCAACUAAGAGCAUUUAGUGCCCGCCAUGCAAUAUACCCAUUGUUUAAGGCAUUGCAUGUCGAACCCGGAACUGUUGUCGACGGUUCAUUUGAUCUCAGUAAAUCAAGCUACAUUCGCCAUGGAGAUCAUAAAUGUCCGGUCUCUAGUCUAAAACGUCGACGGAGUGAAUUGGCGCCUAAAGAAAUCCUUCGUAAUAUAUAUGAGGCUUCUCUUCAACUGACCCAGUGCACCGCGAAUUUCGAUGCUGCCGACUGGGAAUUGCUCAAGAAGGUAAUGGCCAAUUUGAGUGGAAUUGUACCCUAGCUCCCUGCUCUAUGCUUUUCGUAUCGCUCACUUACCUAAAUCAAUUAAUUACCACCUGUGUACUCAUUUUGAAUAAGAAUCCCUAAUUAAGAUGUUGUGCGAUAAGGCGGUUAAAAAUAACGUGUAAAUAAAGACAGUUUACCUGC
Drosophila melanogaster (fruit fly) is the source of this 2488-nucleotide messenger RNA. RefSeq lists its product as uncharacterized. The record is from RefSeq and is marked reviewed. The coding region runs from base 192 to 2342 and encodes 716 amino acids. Lineage: Eukaryota; Metazoa; Arthropoda; Insecta; Diptera; Drosophilidae. The transcript is spliced from 11 exons.